UCUGCACGCGUCCACGCGAGCGGCUCCAUUUCCCGGCGGCAGCAGCAUGAGCGCGGGCGUGGGGCGCGGGGCCGCGGGCCCAGCGGUGGCGAAAGUGGAGCUGCGGCUCAGCUGCCGACACCUGCUGGACCGCGACCCCCUGACCAAGUCGGAUCCCAGCGUGGCGCUGCUGCAGCCAUCCGCGCAGGGCCGGUGGACGCAGGUGGGCAGAACUGAGGUUGUGCGGAGCAGCCUGAACCCCGUGUUUUCCAAGGUCUUCACCAUCGACUACUGCUUCGAGGAGGUGCAGCGACUGCGCUUCGAGGUGUAUGACACCCAUGGGCCCAGUGGCCUGGCCUGUGAUGAGGAUGACUUCCUGGGGGGCAUGGAGUGCACCUUGGGGCAGAUUGUGGCUCAGAAGAAGGUGACUCGCCCACUGCUGCUGAAGCUGGGCAGGAAGGCUGGCAAGUCCACCAUCACGGUGAUCGCCGAGGACAUCUCCAGGAACAACGGCUACGUGGAGCUCUCCUUCCAGGCCAGCAACCUGGAUGACAAGGACCUCUUCAGCAAGUCCGACCCCUUCCUGGAGCUGUUCCGGGCCAACCAGGACGGCAGCGAGCAGCUGGUGUACCGCACGGAGGUGGUGAAGAACAACCUCAGCCCAGUCUGGGAGCCCUUCAAGCUGUCUCUGAGCUCCCUGUGCAGCUGUGAGGAGACCCGGCCUCUGAAGGGCCUGGUCUGGGACCAUGAUGCCCGAGGGAAGCACGACUUCAUCGGCGCCUUCUCCACCACUUUCAAGGAGAUGCAGGAGGCCUUUGCCCAGGGCCAGGCACAGUGGGACUGUGUGAACCCCAAGUACCAGCAGAAGAAGCGCAGCUACAAGAACUCAGGGGUGGUGGUCCUGACAGACCUGAAGCUCCACAGGGUCCACUCCUUCCUGGACUACAUCAUGGGCGGCUGCCAAAUCCACUGCACCGUGGCCAUCGACUUCACAGCCUCCAAUGGCGACCCCCGGAACAGCUGUUCCCUGCACCACAUCAACCCCUACCAGCCUAAUGAGUACCUUCGGGCACUGGUGGCAGUGGGUGAGGUCUGCCAGGACUACGACAGUGACAAGAGGUUUUCUGCCCUGGGGUUCGGGGCCCGGAUCCCUCCCAACUAUGAGGUGUCCCAUGACUUUGCCAUCAACUUCAACCCCCAGGACGACGAGUGUGAAGGAAUCCAGGGUGUGGUGGAGGCCUACCAGAGCUGCCUGCCCCGCGUCCAGCUCUACGGCCCCACCAAUGUGGCCCCCAUCAUCUCCAAGGUGGCCCGCAUGGCCGCGGCUGAGGAGCUCACCGGGGAGGCCUCCAAAUACUACAUCCUGCUGAUCCUGACCGACGGCGUGGUCACCGACAUGGCAGACACACGGGAGGCCAUCGUGCGGGCGUCCCACCUGCCCAUGUCCAUCAUUAUUGUGGGUGUGGGCAACGCGGACUUCACAGACAUGCAGGUGCUGGAUGGUGACGACGGAGUCCUGCGCUCCCCACGUGGCGAGCCUGCACUCCGAGACAUUGUACAGUUUGUGCCCUUCCGUGAGCUCAAGAACGCAUCCCCUGUGGCGCUGGCCAAGUGCGUGCUGGCUGAGGUGCCCCGGCAGGUGGUCGAGUAUUACAGCCACAAGGAGCUGCCCCCACGCAGCCUUGGCACCAAGGUGGGGGAGGCUGGACCCAGUGGAGCCCCGUGAGGACCCCAGUCACCACCUGGCCUCAUGCUCCAGGAUGCUGGGGUCCUUUCAGUCCUUGAGGCCCUCAGGGGCUGCCUGGCCCUUGGCCCAUGUCCCCUCCUGUGUUCCUGCUGGCCGGGUCAGUAGCUGGGAUCCCAGGGCAGGAGAUAGGUAAAGACCCCAGGGACCCAAAGGGACCCCAAAAGAGCCCCUGCCACCCCACCUCCUCAGCCUGCUCUUCAGUGUCCAAGUGCCCUGGGCUGCUUCUGUGGGUAGGGCUUCCACAUAAUAAAGUGUUCC
This is a messenger RNA of Octodon degus (degu), 1984 nucleotides long. RefSeq names its product copine 7 (gene Cpne7). The coding region runs from base 47 to 1705 and encodes 552 amino acids. Gene Ontology annotation, molecular function: calcium-dependent phospholipid binding. The transcript has 15 exons. Gene Ontology annotation, cellular component: plasma membrane. Gene Ontology annotation, biological process: cellular response to calcium ion. The record is from RefSeq and is a predicted model, not a curated record. NCBI's taxonomy places the organism in Eukaryota, Metazoa, Chordata, Mammalia, Rodentia, Octodontidae.